AAGAAUCAAACAAACAGAGAUCGAUUUGUAAGAAGAAGAAGUAGAAAACAGGUUCAGUAAUUAUGAAUCCGAUUUCAUCCAGGCUCACCUCAGCCUCUCUUCUCCCUAUCCCUCACACAAUCUCCCUUAUCUCCGCCAUGUCCUUCUCCUCUUCUUCCUCUUCAAGGUCUCUGAAAGUCCCUACCUUUAAGGAAGAAGAAGAGAAGCUGAGACAAGUUCUCAAGUACCACAACCAGACAAAACACUCCUUCACCAAUUACGCAAGAGGCCCUCGAGGUCUCGACUGGGCCAAUCAGCCAAACCCUUUCCGCAGAUACCUCUCUUCUCCUCUCCUCCCUCUCCAACACGACUCGGGCCACGACUCUGUUCUCUACUCUUCUCUCUUCGAAUCCUCCUCGCUUCCUCCUCCAAAACCCAUCUCUCUCUCCACAAUCUCCCACCUCUUCCUCCACUCCCUCGCUCUCUCCGCCUGGAAAACCACCGGAGCCUCCACGUGGCCUCUCCGCGUCAACCCCAGCAGCGGUAACUUGCACCCCACGGAGGCUUACCUCAUCUCUCCCCCCAUCCCUUCGCUCUCCCACCUCCCUUUCGUGGCUCACUACGCUCCAAAGGAGCAUUCUUUGGAGGUCAGAGCUCACAUCCCGCCUACCUUCUUCCCCAGGUUCUUCCCUGAGAACUCUUUCCUCAUCGGUGUCUCUUCCAUCUUCUGGCGUGAGGCUUGGAAGUACGGAGAACGCGCGUUUCGGUACUGUAACCACGACGUGGGUCACGCCAUCGCUGCUCUGGCCGUUGCAGCUGGAGAGCUGGGGUGGGAGUUGAAGCUUCUUGAUGGAUUAGGAAGUGAUGAUCUCAACGUGCUAAUGAAUCUCCCUGAAGUUCCGGAGAUUGAGUCUGAGCAUCCUGAUUGCUUGCUGCUUGUUUUCCCCAAGGGAGGAGCUAGAGAUGUUAUUAACAUAGACUACAAAGGUAUAAGCUCAGCUAUUAGAGAAGGGUUCAGUACUUUGGAGUGGAAAGGGACUCCUAAUGUCCUGAGUAAAGAGCAUUUGCGUUGGGAUAUUAUCUACAAUACAGCUGAAGCAGUCAAGAAGCCUUCAUUGAUCUCAAACUCAUCUUUAAUCGAUGCUUCUUGCUUUAGAGGGAGUGGUGUUGUUAGCAGGAGUUCGUAUAAGGAGUUAACAGUUAGUCAAGUCGUGAGGAUGAGGAGAAGCGCGGUUGAUAUGGACGGUGUUACUUUUAUAGACAAGUCUGCGUUUUACCAGAUGUUGAUGCAUUGUCUUCCUUCUGGCUCUUCCACCAAGGGAGAGCAGCUUGCACUGCCCUUUCGUGCUCUUUCUUGGGACUGUGCUGAGGUUCAUCUUGCUCUUUUUGUGCAUAGAGUUUCGGGUUUGCCCAAGGGUUUGUAUUUUCUGGUGAGAAACGAGGAUCAUCUCGGUGAUCUCAAGAGAGCUAUGAGGUCUGAGUUUGAGUGGAGGAGACCAGAUGGUUUCCCUGAGGAUCUUCCUCUGUAUAUGCUCGCCGAGGGUGAUUGUCAAAGGCUGGCAAAAGGACUAUCAUGUCAUCAGGACAUUGCAGGGGAUGGGUGCUUCAGCCUAGGGAUGGUGGCUCGGUUUGAACCAGUGAUGAGGGAGAUGGGCUCGUGGAUGUACCCUCGGCUGUUUUGGGAGACGGGUGUUGUUGGGCAAGUUUUGUACUUGGAAGCACAUGCAAUGGGGAUAUCAGCAACUGGGAUAGGAUGUUAUUUUGAUGAUCCGGUUCAUGAGGUUCUUGGGAUUAAAGACUCAAGUUUUCAGAGUCUGUACCAUUUUACAGUGGGAGGUCCGGUUUUAGACAAGCGGAUCAUGACUCUUCCUGCUUAUCCUGGUCCCACCAGUGAUGUCUAGAUUAUACUCUAGUCUUUGUUGAGUCUGUAAACAAAUCUUGUUUUAGUGAUUUAUAGUGUAAUAAAAGAUACAACUCACAUAAAGUUUCCAAACCGGUUCUUUAAAGAGGACACCCAUGUAUGAUCAUUUAUUAUUCAUCU
Messenger RNA from Brassica rapa (field mustard), 2020 nucleotides. RefSeq lists its product as uncharacterized. The record is from RefSeq and is a predicted model, not a curated record. Gene Ontology annotation, molecular function: oxidoreductase activity. Lineage: Eukaryota; Viridiplantae; Streptophyta; Magnoliopsida; Brassicales; Brassicaceae.